AUUCCAUGAUCCCUCCCUUUCUCCCUCCCUCCAGUACUUGCUCAUUGCAUCUAGUUAGCACAGUGAUUUGUGUAUUAUUCUGAACAUCUCUUCUGCUCUACCCACGGCUGAGUACACUGCUGUACAUUUUGAACCUUGACGAAGUAAAACUGAAAAUGCUCAGCAUUGAGGUUUGGAGUGGUAAAGCUCUUGAGGAUCAGCUACUUGUUUGAAUGAACUGUGUAUGACCCACACUGUAAGUCUCAUGGGAUCAUGUGAGAUGUCUAAUACUUCUCUUGGAUGAGCACAUCUGGAUAAAAGUCUGUAUGAAGCUAUAAAGGUACUUACUGAUACAAGACUGCAAGAUAUUUGAUCUCCCAGCAAGGAUAUGGCUUCAAAUGAAAGAGAGAUUGUGGUUUGGGUUUGCCAGGAGGAGAAGAUUGUAUGUGGCCUGACAAAGCGCACAACUUGCUCAGAAGUGGUUCAAGCACUUCUUGAGGAACAUCAGACAACAUUUGGGGAGAAAAAGGUCCUUUUUGGAAAACCUAGUGAUUACUGCAUUGUGGAAAAAUGGAGAGGCUCUGAGCGAGUACUGCCUCCCUUGACAAAAAUUCUGAGACUUUGGAAGGCCUGGGGGGAAGAGCAGGCUAAUUUGCAUUUUGUGUUGGUAAAGUCAGAUGCUUUCCUCUCAUUUCCAUUGUGGAAGACAGCUGAAGCCAAAGUAGUGCAAAAUGUAGAAAAGCAAUGGGACCUCAGUCCAGCAAACUACAUGAAGAUGCUGCCAAUAGACAAGCAAAAGAAAAUAGUGAGGAAGACUUUCCGGAAACUGGCCAAGCUUAAGCAGGACAGUGUUCAGCAAGAGAGAGAUAAUAUGGAGACACUGAUUCAUCUGAUCAUUUCUCAAGAUCAUACCAUUCAUCAGCAAGUCCUUAGAAUGAAGGAACUGGAUAUGGAAAUUGAAAAAUGUGAAGCACAAUUCCAUCUAGAUCGUGUGGCCAAUGAUGGAGAAAAUUAUGUGCAGGACUCCUAUUUAAUGAUCAAUACGUGUGAGGCUGAGCAGCACGGGAGUAGGCCAGACGAUCAAAAAGAGAUGCAUGACUAUUUGAGUAAAAGUGAGGGAAUUUUACAGGUUGAAGAGAGACUGAAAYAUCACAAACAAUUAAUAGAGAACCUGUGUGCUGAAAUUGAAAGAGAGGUACACGGUAUAUGCACGGAAAAAAAUGGAGAUGAUGUUCUCACAGAAGGAGCCGCUAAUGCUGAACUGGAAACCUCGAAUCUGGAAAGUGUAAAAUAUGAGCUGGAAAAAAGUAUGAAAGAUGGUCUGAGAAUCAACUCAUACCUGAACUGCAUCCAGAAAGAACUUACAUACAGGGACUCACUGCUUCAAAAGAAGGAAAAAGAAUAUGAACUUCUUACAGAAGAAUUUAAUUUACUUCAUGUUAAAGACAACAUUGAAACCAUGCUUCAGUCAAAUGAAGAACCAUCCAAGGGCAGUGGCAUCUCCAGUAACAGCAKUGCUGUUCCUGACUUUGUUCAUAGAGUGACUAAUCUGGACAUAAAUGACACAGACUCUGACACUGGAAUCAGCUCUACACACAGUCAGGACUCUGAAAUAACGGCAGGUGACAUGGUGCUGUUGUCAACAUAGUUGAAAACAGUGGUGCAUUUUUGAAAAUUAUAUUUUGGAAGAUAUUUAUAAGAAUUAGCAAACCUGUUGUCUUGAAAAUUAAGCUCUUCAAGAUGUUAUAACUGUGGCACUGCUUUAGCAAAGUAAACAGUGUCUGUUUAUGUCCUUCAUAGUAUACUUGUGCUAGAAUGCAUGGGCUCACUGGUAAUAGGGGCAAAGUGAUUGGCUUUGCUACAUCAAGACAUUAGAUUUUGUAAUAUUGAUACUUAGUGAAUCGGGAGCAUUCUGACUGGCUUGUACCAAAAGUUUGGAGAUUUCAUAUUCUUUGAUCUUUUGGUCCACUGCUGCAUCUUUCUUAACUUUUUAGGAACGUGAAGUAGAGACUAGCAAAAACUAGACAGAGAGUUUGAUUUUCUGCUCUGUUACAUUAGCUUUAUGCACAUGGAGUUUCCCUGCCAGAAGCUGCUGUAAUAUAUAAUUGAGCACGUAAUCUAUUAAAAAAUAGUUUUUAUGAUAAUGUAGAAGAAAUAUAAUUGCAUUUAUGCUGUAUUUUUUAAUUUAGUUUAUAUAUAAUAGCAGGAUGAUAUUUCUAAAAACUCCUAGUCCCAUUUUAAAAAUCACCUUACACACAUGGGUUUUCAAUUUUGAUUCUCUUUCAGCAGCUUUUAUCUGCUUUUAAGAUCCUUAAACCCCCUACUUUUCUGCUGUUACCCUAUAGUUGCCCCAGUGAUGUUUAAGUCCACACAGCUCCUGCCAGCAGGCAUGUCAGAACUGCUUACGUCCUGCUUGUGUGAGACACUCAAAUCCCAGGCUCACACCUCACCCCAGGGGCAUUUUCAGCAAGGCUUUCUCCUGCCUAUCUCACCAGUUGGAUCUAGUGUCUUAAGCCUCCUCAAAUCAUGACUACCAAAAAAAGCGUAGCAGAAGCAACAGGCAGGAACCAGACAUUUUUUGUCUGUGGCUAGACACUGUUUCCCAAUAGCCAGCUAGCAAAUAUUUUCACAUAGCAAGUAGGUUUUGCAAAUCCCAUUUUAUACUGUUCGGGAGCAGGAACCUGUAAAUCAUACUUCCUCAGUGAGGACUUUUGGGUACAGCUAAAACUGAUCCACUUUAUAUAGCUAAUAAAAUAUUGGCUCCAGGUAAAUUUUUUUUUUUAAAUGAAGAAGGAAUGCAAAACAUGAGAAUUUUACAACUGUGUGGUUAAGUAAAAUUAUUUCAUUUAUUAUGUAGUASUUUAUCUCAAACCCUUCUCCAGCACACUGCUGUAAGUCCAAAGCAAAGCUGUAGAAUUGAGGUGUCUCCUCAGUUACCAAACAAGAUUUCUAACUCUGAGCUAGAGGCUAAGCUAAUAGAGAGCACAUGCAUAAUUUCUGGGCUGCCUUGUUUAUAAUUUGCAACUCAAUCUGUUUAAUACUUCAGAUUAAAGGAACUGAAUGGAGAAAUAAUUAAAAUAUUUCUGAAAAAGGUUCAGCCCUGCAAAAUUUAAGUAGAUUGUGGAAUUAACAGCCUGCAAAGUAAACGAGUGGAUGGUAUCUAGAAGAUAAAAGUAAAAUUAAUUCAGACACACUGUUUUCUUUUUCUGUAAUUUUCUUCUCCUAAAUGUCUGUCAGCCAUGUGUUUUCUAAAAUGACCAAAGUGUUAGGACUGCUGAUUAACACAUAUUUAAUGCAGAAAAACAAAAAAAGGACAAAAAAAGCCUUUACGAAAAAGAAA
This is a messenger RNA of Malurus melanocephalus (red-backed fairy wren), 3319 nucleotides long. RefSeq names its product Ras association domain family member 9 (gene RASSF9). Bases 368 to 1627 code for a protein of 419 amino acids. Gene Ontology annotation, biological process: signal transduction. The transcript has 2 exons. NCBI's taxonomy places the organism in Eukaryota, Metazoa, Chordata, Aves, Passeriformes, Maluridae. The record is from RefSeq and is a predicted model, not a curated record.